AUGACCGAACAUGGCCAAGUCAACGAAAAGAACGAGAUAGAUCAAAGCCAUACUCACUCGUCAGAUGAAGAAUCAGUUGGCUAUGAACCUGACCUUUCCCGCUUGCCCACCAAUACCAGUGUCUUGGAACGUACACUAUCGGUGGUGCGCACUCGGGAAUCUGGCAAAGAUCUCGGCCCGCCUCCGGAUGGUGGAUUUCAGGCUUGGUCGCAGGUUGCCCUCGCACACUUUGUCAUCUUCAACACAUGGGGUUACAUCAAUAGUUUCGGUGUCUUCCAGACAUACUACUCCCAGACACUAGGACAUCCACCCUCGGAUAUCUCUUGGGUCGGGAGUAUCCAGAUCUUUUUGUUGUUUUUUAUUGGCACUUUCUCCGGCAGAGCCACCGAUGCUGGCUAUUUCACAUUUACCCUGGCCUGUGGUGCCAUCCUGGAAUGUUUUAGUAUCUUCAUGACUUCACUCUGCACAAAGUACUGGCAGCUAUUCCUGGCACAGGGGGUUGGCCAGGGAAUUGGGUGUGGACUCAUGUUCUGCCCAACCUUGGCUUUGGUCUCGACUUAUUUCGCCAAGAACCGUGGCAUCGCCAUUGGGAUCGUUGCGUCGGGUUCUGCGACGGGAGGUCUGGUUUUCCCGGCCGUUAUCAUGAAGUUGUUGCCCCAGGUCGGAUAUGGGUGGACAAUCCGGACGCUGGGCUUUAUCUCGAUAGCCACGCUGACUCCCUGUGUGCUGUUCCUCAAGCAGCGUCUUCCUCCGCGCAAGAGUGGUCCAAUUGUCGAGUGGGCUGCCUUCACCGAGCUACCCUAUGUGCUGUUUGCGAUUGGCAUGUUCAUGAACUUCUGGGGCCUGUAUGUUGGAUUUUUCUACAUUGGCAGUUUCAGUCGUAACAUCAUCGGCGUGUCAAGCGAUCGAUCCAUCGCUUUACUCCUGGUCAUGAAUGGAGUCGGAUUGGUGGGGCGGUUGGUCCCCAAUCUACUUGCCGACCAAUUCACCGGUCCUCUCAACCUAUUGAUCCCGUUCAGUUUCGCGACAGCCUUGGUUGGAUACUGUUGGACGGCCGUCAAUGGUAUGCCCGGGCUCUGGACAUUUGCCGCGUGUUAUGGCCUCUUUGCUGCGGGUAUUCAAUCAUUGUUCCCAGCAACCCUUAGCACCCUCACUACUGAUAUGAAGAAGAUCGGUGUACGCAUGGGCAUGGUGCUCAGUGUGGUGGCAGUGGCGGCCCUUAUAGGGUCUCCUAUUGCUGGUGAGCUAGUUGUUCGUGAUGAUGGCAACUACCUGUAUGCCCAAAUGUUCAUGGGAUCUGCAAUCUUCGUUGGUGGAUUGACGUUGAUUGGAGCUCGAGUGGCCAAGGUUGGAACUGGUCUAACUCGUGUUUGA
Messenger RNA from Penicillium robsamsonii, 1374 nucleotides. Its product is annotated as putative MFS monocarboxylate transporter. Gene Ontology annotation, biological process: transmembrane transport. Gene Ontology annotation, cellular component: fungal-type vacuole membrane. The record is from RefSeq and is a predicted model, not a curated record. Gene Ontology annotation, molecular function: transmembrane transporter activity. The transcript has a single exon. NCBI's taxonomy places the organism in Eukaryota, Fungi, Ascomycota, Eurotiomycetes, Eurotiales, Aspergillaceae. Bases 1 to 1374 code for a protein of 457 amino acids.